GUUUUUUUUUUCACGCGCCCACAUGCGUCUUCCUCGUGUUCUCUGAUCUGGAUUAGAUCACAAGAAUCUCUCUCUCUCUAGGGAAACAGUACAGAAGAGAAGAAGAUUAUAGAAGACGUUAAUGCGAUAAUACAGGAAAAGGAGUAUAAAGAGAAAAUGCUGCAAGCUAUGGAGUAAAGACGUCAUUUUCUUCUUCCUUGCGGAGAAAGUUAGAAUCUAAGAAAAAAAAGGAGGGGAUUUUGAUCUUUGACUGAAUCGUUCUUAGUUUGACUUCUACUGAUGUGAAUCCGAAGCUUCAAAGUUGAGAUUUUGAUCCAAUUUCUGCUUCGUCGGGCUCGAAAGUCGAGAAAUUUCGAUCUGGGUAUUCCGAAUCUCUGAUCAAAAAUGGAGAACGUAGAUGUUUCCAAGUACUUACACAGCUCUGUGCACAAAGCUGUUGCUUCAAGAGAUUACGCUAGCCUCAGGUCAAUACUCUCUUCUCUCCCAAAGCCACGAGAUCCUUCAGAGAUCCAAUCAGAAGCAGAUUCUCUAGCCGAGGAAGCGAAAUCCGACGCCAUCUCCGCCGUAAUCGACAGGAGAGACGUUCCAAGCCGCGACACGCCGCUCCAUUUAGCCGUGAAGCUCUGCGAUGCGAACGCAGCUGAGAUGCUGAUGGUGGCUGGAGCUGAUUGGACUCUGCAGAACGAGGAUGGAUGGAACGCAUUGCAGGAAGCUGUUUGCAGCAGGCAAGAGACGAUAGCGAUGAUAAUCGUGAGGCAUUAUCAGCCUCUUGCUUGGGCUAAGUGGUGUAGGAGGCUGCCUCGUUUGAUAGCAACUAUGAGCAAGAUGAAGGAUUUCUACUUGGAGAUGAGUUUUCACUUUGAGAGCUCUGUUGUGCCUUUUGUCUCCAAGGUUGCGCCGUCUGAUACUUACAAGGUUUGGAAAGUUGGGUCGAAUCUGAGAGCUGAUAUGACCAUGGCUGGUUUUGAUGGGUUCAAGAUUCAGCGGUCUGAUCAGAGUAUACUGUUUCUUGGUGAUGGGUCUGAGGAUGGUGAGAUUGCUCGUGGGUCGCUUUACAUGGUGAAUCAUAAGGAUAAAGAAGUGAUGAAUGCGUUGGAUGGUGCUUGUGGAGUAGCUUCGGAGGAAGAGGUCAGGAAAGAAGUUGCUGGGAUGUGUAAAAGCAGUAUCUUUAGACCCGGGAUCGAUGUGACGCAAGCGGUUCUGAAUCCGCAGACGAAUUGGAGGAGGCAGGAGAAGAGUGAGAUGGUUGGUCCUUGGAAAGCAAAGGUCUAUGAGAUGAACAAUGUUGUUGUUAGCAUUAAGUCUAGGAAAGUUCCUGGCUCAUCGUCUUCUGCUGAUAAAGAGAACGAUGUUGCAGAUGAUGAUCUCUGCGAUGUUCUAACGGAUGAAGAGCAAAAGCAACUAGAGGCUGCUCUUAAGCUGGAUUUACCAGAUUUCCCAAACGUCAAUGGUGAGAAUGGCUUGACUGAUGUGGAUUUUGGUCAGUCGAACAAGAAACCGGAGAAGAAAGGGUGGUUAGGAGGUUGGAGAAGAAAAGAGACGACUAAACAGGAGAAGCAGAUUCAGUAUGCGCCUCCGAGAAGCUCUCUUUGUGUGAAUGAGAAAGUUAGCAAUCUUCUGGGAGAUUCUAAUCAGAUAAAGCCAGGAAGACACUCAGUAGAUAAUGAGCUUAAUAGGAAGCCGAGAGCAUCAGUCUCGACUAAGACUCACCACGAGAGCGAAUACAAGAAAGGGUUACGUCCUGUUCUCUGGCUAUCUCCAAACUUCCCAUUACAAACAGAAGAGCUGCUUCCUUUGCUUGACAUACUCGCAAACAAAGUCAAGGCAAUUCGUCGUCUUAGAGAGCUUCUUACCACAAAACUUCCCACAGGAACAUUUCCAGUCAAGGUUGCUAUUCCAGUGGUACCGACGAUAAAGGUGCUUGUUACAUUCACAAAGUUUGAAGAGCUUGAGCCAGCUGAGUUUAAGACGCCUCCUUCGAGCCCGAGUGCUUCUUCUGGCUAUUAUGAGAGUCCAGCUGCUGCUACUGACUUCACCAACUCGUGGUUUCGUCGGUCUAGAUCAAACAAAGAUGGUUCGAGCAGUAAAUCGAAAACUUCACAAGAAGACCCUUUUGCUAUCCCUGCAGGCUAUACUUGGGUCAGUGUUGAAUCUAAGAAAAGGAAACAAGAGAAACAGAAACACAAACGAGGUAAAAAGGCAGAGCAAGUUAGCUAAAUCCAACGCCUAAGUCUUGAAACAUUUUUAAUACUAGAAAAAGACAUUGAAGAAGAAAGGUUUAUGCUUUUUGGAUGAAGCGACUCUGAUGGGGAAGUUGUUUGAUUCAACUUUGACUCUUUUUCUCAUCAUUCAUUUGUAACAUAAACUCAUAAAUUUGCGUUGAUUCAGGUUUCCUUUUGAUUUUUUUGGAUAAAGCGUGGUGUAAAAACAUUCAUUUUGCCUCUCUUGC
Molecule: messenger RNA, 2449 nt
Organism: Eutrema salsugineum
Lineage: Eukaryota; Viridiplantae; Streptophyta; Magnoliopsida; Brassicales; Brassicaceae
Product: ankyrin repeat domain-containing protein 13C
Exons: 3
Coding region: 385-2217 (610 amino acids)
Cellular component (GO): cytoplasm
Molecular function (GO): protein binding
Source: RefSeq, a predicted model, not a curated record